AUGUACUUUCUCGCGCACAACGUGGCGAAGAAGCACAACAUCGGAACCAUGGCGCGGUGCUGCACCGCGUUCGGCGUGAAAUCGCUCGUGUUGAUCGGGUCGAGACAGUUCAACACGUUCGGUUCGCACGGGGCGGACGGGCACGUGCACUUUGAACACUUUGACUCGCUCGAGGAGGCGAGGGAAAAGUUGAAGGGCGAGCGAGGGUGCACGCAAAUCUUAGGGGUGGAGAUAGUGGACGACGCGCGGGCGAUCGAGAGCCAUCCGUUCACGGGGAACACGGCGUUCAUCAUGGGUAACGAAGGACACGGGAUGACGGAGGCACAGAAGGCGAUUUGCGAUGGUUUCGUGUACAUACCGCAAUACGGACCCGGGACGGCGUCUCUCAACGUGUCCGUCGCGGCGUCCAUCGUCAUGCAUCACUUCGCGUCGUGGGCGGGAUACGAAGAACGGUCACGCGAAGGAGAAAAGUUUAUCGUCGCCGAGCGGCCGCAGAGAACGCGCAAGCGCGGUGAGGUGGGCGAAUCGCCCGAGCAGGUGCGCGCUCGUCGAGCCGCCGCUCGCGCGCUCGACAAAGAACAGGAAACCCGCGGCGAAGACGCGAUCGCGGACGCCGAUAUUUAA
Ostreococcus lucimarinus CCE9901 is the source of this 624-nucleotide messenger RNA. RefSeq lists its product with no specific name. The coding region runs from base 1 to 624 and encodes 207 amino acids. Lineage: Eukaryota; Viridiplantae; Chlorophyta; Mamiellophyceae; Mamiellales; Bathycoccaceae. Gene Ontology annotation, biological process: RNA processing. The record is from RefSeq and is a predicted model, not a curated record. Gene Ontology annotation, molecular function: RNA binding; RNA methyltransferase activity. The transcript has a single exon.